AGGAGAGAGAGAGAGAGAGAGUAGUGUAGUGUUCCCUAGACCUCAACCCUAACUUUUAAUCCCCCAACCUUCACUGCUUCAGCCCCUAUUCCCUCCUCUUUCUUGAGUCAGCAUACAAAAUUGGUCCCUCCCUUGUUCCCUCCUCUUUCUCUCUCUCUCUCUCUCUCUCUAUCUCUCUCUUCCACUCACUCUCGCUCGCCAUCAUCGUCAUGAAGCUUUGAAAAAAAAAAAAUAAAAAAAUAAAACCAAACAAAACACAAACACAAACAGAGCCGCAAACACAACAAAAGAGAAGAAAUAUGGGAAAGUACAUGAAGAAAUCUAAAAUCGCUGGUGACGUUGCAGUCAUGGAGGUCUCUCUCUCACCUCAGUCUUCUCUCGGCGUUCGCACCAGAGCCAAAUCCCUAGCCCUUCAGAGACAGCAACAGCAACAGGAACGAAAAUCAACCACCAUUGUUGAACAACAACCAGACCCAGAUGACUCUUUUUCUUACCUUCAGCUUAGGAGUCGCCGCCUUGUCAAAUCCCCGUUGCUCGGCGACACCAAGAACCACCAUAGUCAUCAUGAGAAGGUUUCCAAGCGCUCUAAUGGUAAUGGUUGCUGUGGAGAAAACCAGCCCCCAAAACCCAAUGUUUCCGGACCUGAUUCGAGGUUGAGGAUGGAUUCGGUUGACCCGGUGGAUUCGGGCCUUGCUCGGUCGGUGGUUUUUGAGGGACAAACGGAGAAUGGAAACGAUGUGGGUAUAGAGAUUUCAUUCGGAGAGAAUAACUUCGAUUUUGAAAACAGGGACAGGGAAAGCACACCGAGCAACUUGAUACGGGAAUCGGACACGUUAGGAACCCCUGGUUCAACCACGAGACAGACAAACUCCAAUGCGUCUAACCGAAGAGUUAGGAAUGACAUACAAAGAAAUAUCCCAACAGCCCAUGAAAUGGAGGAGUUCUUUGCUGUUGCAGAGCAGCAGCAACAGAGAAUUUUUAUUGACAAGUACAACUUUGACUUCGUGAAUGAGUCCCCACUUCCUGGAAGGUAUGAAUGGGUAGAAGUAAUUCCCUAAUCCGGACGCAUUCGCUUGAUGUUUUAAGCCCUGAACUUCUAGAGUUAAAAGACUACUUAUUUCAAUCAACAUUGCAAAGCUCAAGAGUAAUUUGGUAAUAGCAAGUACAAGGCCAAACUUCAUUGUUAAAGAGAAAGGAACCAUUUGUGAAGACAUUGGUGAAGAGGGGUAGUUUAGGGGCUUGAUGGUUCUGUCCUUGUAAUUUUAAAGGGUAUAUCUAAUUUCUAGAUUUUCUUUUGCUUACUUUGUUUUCUUGAUUUCUAAACCUUUUGUCAAUAUUUAGGCAGUGAAGAGCUGGUCUCUUUGGAAAUAAAUGUAACUGAUUCCUUUUCCCAUUAUUUUGUCUCGUCUUUUGUUUCAUGUACCCUGCAUUUUGUCAAACUACUAAUGAAAUGAAAUAUAACCUGCAGUUUGGAUUUAA
Molecule: messenger RNA, 1479 nt
Organism: Ziziphus jujuba (common jujube)
Lineage: Eukaryota; Viridiplantae; Streptophyta; Magnoliopsida; Rosales; Rhamnaceae
Product: cyclin-dependent kinase inhibitor 3
Exons: 3
Coding region: 300-1058 (252 amino acids)
Biological process (GO): negative regulation of cyclin-dependent protein serine/threonine kinase activity
Cellular component (GO): nucleus
Molecular function (GO): cyclin-dependent protein serine/threonine kinase inhibitor activity
Source: RefSeq, a predicted model, not a curated record